Molecule: messenger RNA, 366 nt
Organism: Babesia bigemina
Lineage: Eukaryota; Apicomplexa; Aconoidasida; Piroplasmida; Babesiidae
Exons: 2
Coding region: 1-366 (121 amino acids)
Source: RefSeq, a predicted model, not a curated record
AUGGCGGACAAGCUGAAGUCGCUCGUCUUCAACUACUACGUGCCCAAAGACGAUAAUUUAAAACGGUUGGUGCGCAGCAAUCUGGAAGACUACCGCAAGAUAGAGGAGGAAAUCGACGCUGCCAUCGACAAGACCAUCGAGGAGUACUCGAGCAAGGACGUGCUGUCGCUCGUGCUUCCAAGCAAACAGAACUGGGACCUCAAACGCAAUUUACAGGAAUCGCAGAAGCUGCUUGCGAUGCGUACCGACAUGACGAUCAUGAAGCUGCUUCAGGCCGGCCGAACGAAGGAGGAAAUAGACCCCGCUUUGAUGGUCCAAUUCAAUCAGAACGGCAUGGAGAGGGAUCUGGAGCAGGAAGACCUUUAA